Messenger RNA from Uloborus diversus, 1045 nucleotides. Its product is annotated as delta and Notch-like epidermal growth factor-related receptor. Lineage: Eukaryota; Metazoa; Arthropoda; Arachnida; Araneae; Uloboridae. Gene Ontology annotation, biological process: motor neuron axon guidance. The transcript has 9 exons. The coding region runs from base 68 to 1045 and encodes 325 amino acids. The record is from RefSeq and is a predicted model, not a curated record.
CUUGAUCAUAAGGGACUCAAAGAAGAUAUCUCUUAGUUUGCAAUAGAAUAUCGGCUUUGAAGAAAACAUGUAUUUAUUUCUGAGCUUCCUAUUUUCUUGGAUAUUCUUUUGCAGUGGUGAUUCUAUUCAAAGGGAAGGCCCUUGUGAUGAAAAGUUUUGCAGUGACCAUGGAGUAUGCAGAUUGAACGAACGAGAAAACUCCGCCGUUUGCAUUUGUGAUCUUGGGUAUACUGGAACGAAAUGUGAAAUUAAUGUUUGUGAUCAGACGGAGUGCCAUUCGCAUGGAGUGUGUAGAUGGAAUGAAAGAAUAAAACAAGUGGAAUGUGUGUGUGAUUUCGGCUACAGUGGAUCGUUCUGCGAAAUCGAUCCUUGCACUGAUACGGAUUGCGGUGCCCAUGGAAAAUGCGCAUGGAAAGAAAAAACUAAUUCAUCAAUCUGCAUUUGCCAAGAUGGAUGGUCAGGAGAAAAUUGCGAACUGGAUCCUUGUACUCAUCUAGACUGCGGAAAAUAUGGUGAAUGCGCUUGGAAUUCUACGACAGGAUUUGCUAAAUGCACAUGCAAAGACGGAUGGACAGGCACAAAAUGUCAAUUCGAUCCAUGUAAGGCAAGUAACUGUAGCGGGCAUGGUGCGUGUCAAUGGGAUUAUGAUCACAAAGAACCAAUGUGUGUUUGUUUGGAAGGGUGGAAGGGUGUUCACUGCAACAUUCAUCCAUGUCAAAGCAAGAACUGCAGUGGCCAUGGCAGUUGCCACUGGGAUUCCUUCUACAAUGAACCGAUCUGCUCGUGCAUUGAUGGGUGGACCGGGGACCAUUGUGAUGUUCAUCCUUGUUAUGGUAAAAAUUGUAACAGGAAUGGAGUCUGUGUGUGGGAUUCAGUUCGACGCAUUCCUCGAUGUUUGUGUGACGACGGUUGGUCAGGAUCUAAUUGUGAAAGUAGUGGUAUGAUGCAAUCAAAUCAGCCCCUGUGGAUAAUAAUAGCUGUUAUAUUGUUUGCGGCAGUCCUGCUCAUCGCUUCUUUAAUAAUUAUCCUUCGCCGUAAAAAAUAG